UGUGAAAAUUGCAAUAAUUCAUUCGCGUCCUCCUUCUCCUUCACCACCGUGUCUUUUCGCCUCCUUCUUCCUCUGUUUAGAUACAAACUCUCUCCCGAGCGUGCGGUGCACGCACGUCGCGCGCUCUGAGUUCUUCGCUAAGGAAUCCCGCCCGUGUUCCAUUCAUGAAAAAAAAAAACCGUCUCUCCGUUGCGGAUCGGUAACGGCGAAUUGGGAGGUUAUGUUGAUCGCGUGUAAAAUUACAUUGUUACAUUCGUAAUAACAUUAUCUUCGUCGCGUCAAGGUGUUAUUUCGGUAAACAUGUGUUGUACGUGAUUUGUGUGUGUGUGUGUGAGAGAGAGAGAGAGAGAGAGAGAUAGCUUCGUGUUUACACGCGCGCGAGCGAAGCGUCGCGCACGGUGUGUGUCUCGUUUUAUUCGAAAAAGAAGGACGGAGUGUUGUGAAUAAAUUACUGUCGACUUUGCACUCUCGUCGCGGUUUUUAUUUGUAUUUAAUGUUUAGAGACGUUUCGCUGUUUACCGAGAGCGUUAAAAAUCGCACCUGCGAUCGUUCGUUUAAAAUUUAAUUAAAUAAACGCGACAAACGCGAUUUUUUUUUUUUUAUCAAGGUUUCGCGCUCGCUCAAGUUUCUCGGUUUCGCGGAAUGUGUGUGAUGAAACGUCGUUAUUGUUGUUUCAGACGCAAGUAUAUCAAAACGGAAACACACGCACACACACACAUACUCUUCCAGAAGUAACAAGAUUCUCAUUAAAUGCUUCCGUCUCACAACUCUUGGUCUCUCUUUGAUUAAAUACACGCCAAAGAUAUAAGAGAAAACAAAAAACAACGGAAACAUGGAUAAGGGACACGGUGCUACCUACGCAGGAGGUGAUAACCACCUACUCGAAUACUGGGAGGAAUAUCAGAAAAUGAUAGAGGAGACGAAGCUGUUGGAGGAUUACCUAGAUGAAGAAUGCGGCCCACGAAAUUAUGACGAAGGAGAAGAAGAGGCGGAAUGGUUGCGCGCAGCGGGUUUGGCGGAAUUAACAGAAGCUUGGAAAGCAGGUAGGGAGGUACAACCUGAAGAAUUGGGUGCAGCCUUGCGUCCUCUCUCGCGAGCUCAAGCCGAAGCUGUGAAACGUCGAGUGCGAUCGCUUAAUCACACGGUUAAGCAACGUUUCAAUCAGCGUCAGCGUGUUCGCAAACCGGACAUUAGAGACGUUUUCAAAGAUGUAGAGGUAUCUAGCACGGGUACGAGAUCGCGCAGCGCUACUCCUGAUUCAUUAGACUCGAUUCCCGGUGCCACUUCAGAAAAUGCAUCACCUCCCUCACCUCCGACGGUACCUGUAAUCGAGGACGCGCAUCAAAAUGCUUGUGUGCCGAGUUUCGUGUCCAUAUUUCAUCGAAAUGAGGGAAAAACAACCGUUCGCAGAACACCGAGUGGUCCACAAACGGUUCUCAAUCCCGUACCAGUAUCUACCCCCGCACCUGUACCUGUGCAGGAAAUUUUUAGAAGAACGGGUCACUGGUCGAGGGGAGAUGUCGCAAAUGAUUCCGAAGGAAUUCAACUGACUAGCUACCACAGACUGGGAACAGUUCACAUCGCCAGGCCCGUUCAGAGGCACAACAGCGAUCUUAAGGAUGUAGCAAAUGCGGUGCAUUUAGAUACCGAAUCCGUUAGGAAAUUGACAGUUCCGAAGGACUCGUCUCUUCGUCGGACUGCGGGAAGUCACGCCACGGUAACCCGAAGUCAUAGUAGUUUAUACGGCCUAACCAGACCGGCAGAGGAAAAUCUGAUAGCUCGUCCGCUAAGUCGCACAUCGUCUCACGGUCAUCUCAGUUUCGAGGAGAUGUGCAGAACCAAUGAGGCCGAAUCUAAAGUCUGGUCCUCCGACGGUCUGACGGCCGAUGACGAUUAUGCUCGGCAAGGUGUGGAAUUAUUAUCGCAACGUGAUCUUACGAGGUUGCAGUCUCUCUUGUGGCUUGAGCUGACGUCGAUUUUUGACACGUACAAUUUGCCGCUCACAAGACGAAAACCUAAUAAACGGCGGCGAAAAACGGGAAAUUUAUUUGGUGUUUCUCUGUCGACGCUACUGCUCAGGGAUAGCCAGUUAACGAGCGAAGAAAAUAAUAUACCGUUAGUGUUCCAAAAGAUUCUCGCUGAACUGACGAAACGCGGGGUGAAAGAGGAGGGUAUCCUUCGUGUCGGAGGUCACAAGCAAAAAGUGGAAAUGAUCUGUACGGAGCUGGAAACAGAUUUUUAUUGCAAACCAAACGAGAUGGACAAGUUAUUCAAGCGCACUCCGUGUCACGAUUUAUCGGCAGUUUUGAAGAGAUUGUUGCGAGACUUGCCGCAGCCUCUUCUAACUGUCGAGCUGAUCGACGCUUUCUAUCACAGUCACGGUGUGAAGAAUUACAACAACAUGGUGUACUCUCUGAAUCUGCUGGUGCUCUCGCUGCCCGUUGAACAUCGGUGUACUUUGGAGGCGCUGUUGAAUUUCUUGAAACUGGUCAUUGAGAAUCAGUCGUUCAACAAAAUGUCGAUCCACAACGUGGCGAUGAUUGUGGCACCGUCGCUUUUUCCGCCACGCUACGUUUAUCCCCGGGACCGUUCCGAUCUGACCGCCCAAGUCAAUAUGGCCGCCAUAUGUUGUCAGGUAACGGAAACUCUGCUUAAUAAUGUCGAUAAGCUGUGGUAUGUGCCAACAAAGCUCAUAAAUCAAUUACGAAGGCAAUCGGGAGGAGUCGAGAGAUAUCGCAAGUAUAAGAAGAAAUAUUACUGAUCGUGAUUAGAUAAAAGGUAGAUUAUUAUCGCAUACUUUUACAAACUUCGAUUGUUUGUGUUAAUGCAUAAAUUAUGUUACGUGUUAACAACACAUCGAAGUUUACAAGGAAACUUCCUUAGGUGAUUAAAAAAAAAAAAAAAAAAA
This is a messenger RNA of Pseudomyrmex gracilis, 2908 nucleotides long. It is a transcript of the gene conu, whose product is annotated as rho GTPase-activating protein 18-like. The transcript is spliced from 10 exons. Gene Ontology annotation, molecular function: GTPase activator activity. Gene Ontology annotation, cellular component: cytoplasm. Gene Ontology annotation, biological process: regulation of actin filament polymerization; signal transduction; regulation of small GTPase mediated signal transduction. NCBI's taxonomy places the organism in Eukaryota, Metazoa, Arthropoda, Insecta, Hymenoptera, Formicidae. The record is from RefSeq and is a predicted model, not a curated record. Bases 833 to 2761 code for a protein of 642 amino acids.